AUAUGAUAUAACCUUAAAGCGCCAGAGACUCGUAACAGAGAAUUUUCCACACAACAAAUCAUGUCAUCAUCAUCAGCCACCGAUAUCAACGCAAAGCCGUCGUCUUCGUUGCCGGCGGUGGAAUCUGUCACGUGCGACACGUGCGGUUUCGCUGAAGAGUGUACGCCGGCUUACAUCAACCGUGUCAAAGAACGGCACAAGGGACACUGGCUUUGUGGGCUUUGCGCGGAGGCGGUAAAAGACGAGGUGGUUCGAUCUUCUACUCGUAUCUCCGUCGAGGAAGCUCUCCGCCGUCACACGACGUUUUGUCACCGUUUCCGUUCUUGGAGUCCCGACGAGGAGGAAGAUCCGAUAUCCGUCAUUGGUAGGAUUUUACGGCGGAGCCUUGACGGCUCUCCACGGAGAACCACCACGAGGACUAGCUCGAGCGGAGCUUUGCCGGGGAUCGACGGUGUAGAGUCACGACGGUCGCUUCUCCGAUCUGGGAGUUGUUUCCCGUCUCUCUCUGCUUAAAUAAUCUUGUUAGUUUUGUAAAUUUGUUUUAUAUUUUUUGUUUAAGAUUAUUUGCAUCAUUAUUUGUAUUUAAUUACAUUUUAGAAGGAGAAGAAAGAGUUGGAAUCCGAGGAAUUAAAUUUCCUAUGACGUC
Arabidopsis arenosa is the source of this 646-nucleotide messenger RNA. The record is from the annotation of a GenBank genome assembly. Lineage: Eukaryota; Viridiplantae; Streptophyta; Magnoliopsida; Brassicales; Brassicaceae.